Messenger RNA from Hemicordylus capensis (graceful crag lizard), 6643 nucleotides. It is a transcript of the gene KIF21A, whose product is annotated as kinesin family member 21A. Bases 439 to 5436 code for a protein of 1665 amino acids. Gene Ontology annotation, molecular function: ATP binding; microtubule motor activity; microtubule binding. The transcript is spliced from 37 exons. Gene Ontology annotation, biological process: microtubule-based movement; mitotic spindle organization. NCBI's taxonomy places the organism in Eukaryota, Metazoa, Chordata, Lepidosauria, Squamata, Cordylidae. The record is from RefSeq and is a predicted model, not a curated record.
GUAAGGGCGGUGUGGGGAACGAUUCUCAGCCACCUAGGAAGAGUUGACUGCUCGGUUAAUCCACGCACAACUCCGCCUAGCGGGGCUGGGAGCGCGAGCGCCCAAGUGGGCGGAGUGUAAACCUCGCCGCUGCUGGCAGCUACCUAUCCAUUCAGUCCGUCAGUCAGUCACCUAAAAUGGCUGGAGAGAGGAGAAGGUGGAGGAGAAGGAGGAGGUGAGGCGCAACGAGACGACACAGUAGCCCCUUCAGCCGCCUCCUCUCAAAGCAGUCUCCGACCUUCGGUACUGAGGGGAGUGCUUUAAUCAAGCAAGACUGCUGAGGGUUUUUUUGUGUGUGAAGUCUAAAGCUACCCUUUCGCCUCCCGUUUUCAUUUUUCAUAUUUUCUUUAAAUUAUAUGAUCGUUUCUCCUGAAGUCUUCGCCUUCACCCUUUUGAAACAUGUUGACCGGCCAAGACGAGAGCUCAGUCAGGGUCGCUGUCAGAAUCAGACCUCAACUAGCCAAAGAAAAGAUCGAAGGAUGCCACAUCUGCACUUCUAUCACUCCUGGUGAACCUCAAGUAUUCCUGGGAAAAGAUAAAGCCUUCACUUUUGAUUAUGUGUUUGAUAUUGAAUCCCAGCAAGAGGAAAUAUACAAAGAGUGUAUAGAAAAACUGAUUGAAGGCUGCUUUGAAGGAUACAAUGCUACCGUGUUUGCUUAUGGUCAGACAGGAGCUGGAAAAACAUAUACAAUGGGAACUGGAUUUGAUGUUAACAUAAUGGAAGAAGAGCAGGGUAUUAUUGCACGAGCUGUAAAACACCUUUUCAAAUGUGUUGAAGAAAAAAAGCAUGGAGCUAUUAAACAAGGACUUCCUCCUCCAGAAUUUAAAGUGAAUGCUCAAUUCUUAGAGCUUUAUAAUGAAGAAGUACUUGAUCUCUUUGACACAACACGUGAUAUUGAUUCAAAAAACAAAAAAUCAAAUAUCAAAAUCCAUGAAGAUUCAGCAGGAGGAAUAUAUACAGUAGGAGUCACAACACGGACUGUAAAUACAGAAGCAGAGAUGAUGCAGUGUUUGAAGCUGGGUGCUUUAUCUCGAACCACUGCCAGCACUCAGAUGAAUGUUCAGAGCUCACGUUCGCAUGCCAUCUUCACUGUCCACUUGUGUCAAACUAGAGUUUGUCCCCCAAUUGAUGCAGACAACAUGAUGGAUAACAGAAUAAUAUCGGAGUCACCUCAGCUAAAUGAGUUUGAAACCCUUACCGCUAAGUUUCACUUUGUGGAUCUGGCAGGAUCUGAAAGGUUAAAACGUACAGGAGCUACUGGAGAGAGGGCAAAAGAAGGCAUUUCCAUCAAUUGUGGACUAUUGGCAUUGGGCAAUGUAAUAAGUGCGCUGGGAGACAAAAGUAAGAAGGCAACCCAUGUACCAUACAGAGAUUCAAAAUUAACGCGACUGUUGCAAGAUUCUCUUGGAGGAAACAGCCAAACAGUCAUGAUAGCAUGUGUAAGCCCUUCUGACAGAGACUUCAUGGAAACUCUGAACACUUUAAAGUAUGCAAAUAGGGCACGGAACAUUAAGAACAAGGUGAUGGUUAAUCAGGACAGGGCUAGCCAGCAAAUUAAUGCACUGCGAAGUGAGAUUACUCGGCUUCAGAUGGAACUCAUGGAAUACAAAACGGGUAAAAGGAUAAUUGAUGAGGAAGGUGUGGAGAGUAUUAAUGACAUGUUUCAUGAAAAUGCCAUGCUACAAACGGAAAAUAACAACUUGCGAGUCAGGAUAAAGGCCAUGCAAGAGACUAUUGAUGCACUGAGAGUCCGAAUCACACAGCUUGUGAGUGAUCAGGCCAACCAAGUUCUUGCCAGAGCAGGAGAAGGAAAUGAAGAAAUCAGUAAUAUGAUUCACAACUACAUUAAGGAAAUUGAGGAUCUCAGGGCCAAACUACUGGAAAGUGAAGCGGUGAAUGAAAACCUUCGGCGCAACUUGUCCAGAGCCUCAACAAGGUCAACGUACUUUGGUGGUCCCUCAGCAUUUUCUGCUUCAAUGCUUCCAGCUGAUAAAGAGACAGUUGAGAUUCUUGAUAUAGCUAAAAAAGACUUGGAAAAACUGAAGAAAAAAGAAAAGAAGAAGAAGAAGAGGCUGCAGAAACUUGAGGAAAGUCAAGAAGAAAGAAGUGCUGUUAAGGAGGAGAACACAGAUAAUGAACAGGAGAAGAGGGAUGAAAAGGGCAUUUCUGAAAGAGAGAGCCAUGAACUAGAUGAAGAAGAGGUUCAUGAGCUUAGUGAUCAUGAAGAUGAGGAGGAAGAUGAAGAGGAGGAGGAUGAUGACAUGGAAGUUGUUGAAAGUUCAGAUGAGUCUGAUUCGGAUUCAGAUGAAAAAGCAAAUUAUCAGGCAGAUUUAGCAAACAUCACAUGUGAAAUUGCUAUAAAACAGAAGCUGAUAGAUGAAUUGGAGAACAGCCAACGAAGACUUCAGACUUUAAAAAGGCAAUAUGAAGAGAAGUUAAUGAUGCUACAGCAUAAAAUUCGAGACACUCAACUUGAAAGAGAUCAAGUGCUUCAAAACCUGGGUUCAGUAGAAUCUUGCUCAGAGGAAAAAGCCAAAAAGAUUAAAUCAGAAUAUGAAAAGAAACUCCAGUCUAUGAAUAAAGAGCUGCAGAGACUACAGACUGCUCAGAAAGAACAUGCACGGCUACUUAAAAAUCAGUCUCAGUAUGAAAAACAACUGAAAAAAUUGCAACAGGAUGUUACAGAAAUGAAGAAAACAAAGGUUCGUCUGAUGAAGCAGAUGAAAGAAGAGCAAGAGAAAGCCAGAAUGAAUGAAUCUAGAAGAAAUAGAGAAAUUGCACAACUCAAAAAGGACCAGCGAAAACGAGAGCAUCAAUUAAAACUUCUGGAGGCUCAGAAGAGAAAUCAAGAAGUUAUUUUACGCCGCAAAACAGAAGAGGUUACAGCUCUCCGUCGGCAAGCAAGACCUGUGGCUGGUAGGGUGAGUCGGAAACUGAGUCUUCCUGAGCACGCUAACCAAGAACCAGUUUCUAGUCUGUCCUCAGUAGACAAUGAUGGAUCAAGAACAGCAUCACAACAAAAGUUGAGAAUACCUGUAGCAAGGGUCCAAGCGUUACCUGCAGCCACAACCAAUGGAACUAGGAGUAAAUAUCAAAGAAAAGCUCUGACCACAAGAAUUUAUUCCUCAAAGGCAGCCAGAAUGAAGUGGCAGUUACUUGAACGUAGAGUGACUGAAAUCAUAAUGCAAAAAAUGACCAUAUCCAACAUGGAGACUGAUAUGAACAGACUACUUAAGCAACGUGAAGAACUUACCAAAAGGAAAGAGAAACUUUCAAAAAGGAGGGAGAGAUUUGUCAAAGAAGGUGGACCUGAUGCAGAUAAAAAUGUCCACAAUAUCAAUGAAGAAAUGGAGUCACUGACUGCAAAUAUUGAUUACAUCAAUGACAGUAUUUCUGACUGCCAAGCAAAUAUCAUGCAGAUGGAGGAAGCAAAGGAGGAAGGAGAUACUUUGGAUGUCACUGCUGUGAUCAGUGCCUGUACUCUAACAGAAGCUCGGUAUUUACUUGACCAUUUCCUUACAAUGGGCAUUAACAAGGGUCUCCAAGCAGCCCAGAAGGAGGCUCAGAUUAAGGUUCUUGAAGGACGUCUCAAACAAACGGAAAUUACCAGUGCUACUCAAAACCAGCUGCUAUUUCACAUGUUGAAGGAAAAGGCAGAAUUGAAUCCUGAACUUGAUGCUUUACUGGGUCCUGCUUUGCAAGACCUAGAUAGUGUACCGCUGGAAAAUGUAGAAGAUAGUAGUGAUGAAGAUGCUCCUUUGAACAGUCCUGGAGCUGAGGGAAGUUCUUUGUCUUCAGACCUGAUGAAACUUUGUGGUGAAGUCAAGCCUAAAAAUAAGGCACGUCGGAGGACCACAACGCAGAUGGAAUUGCUUUAUGCUGAUAGUAGUGACUUAACCUCUGAUACUAGUUCAGGGGACACAGCUUUGGCUGGCCCUCUUGCAUCUGUUGUAGAAGCUCAGGAAGGUGGAAUGAACACUGAUAUAAAAGAGUCUGCUAGGGAUAGAGAAGUCAUUUCCUCACCAACAGGCUUACCUUCUAAAAUUGGCAGCAUGUCUAGACAGUCAUCUCUGACAGAAAAGAAAAUACCAGAAGCCUCACCCUUAUCAAAGAGAAAGGCCUAUGAGAAAACUACAGAUAAACCAAAGUCAAAAGAACAGAAACACUCAGAUUCGGGAACCUCAGAGGCUAGUCUGUCACCUCCUUCCUCCCCACCAAGCCGGCCCCGUAAUGAACUGAAUGUUUUUAGCCGCCUUACUGUUUCUCAGGGAAACACAUCAGUUCAGCAGGAUAAGUCUGAUGAAAGUGAUUCCUCUCUGUCGGAGGUACACAGAGGAAUAAUCAACCCAUGCUCUUCUUCAAAAUGUGUUAGAUCUUCAAUUCAGUGUAUUCACAUUGCGGAAGGUCAUACAAAAGCUGUACUUUGUGUUGAUUCUACCGAUGAUCUCCUCUUCACUGGAUCAAAAGAUCGCACCUGUAAAGUAUGGAAUUUGGUAACUGGACAGGAAAUAAUGUCUCUGGGUGGUCAUCCCAACAAUGUUGUAUCAGUAAAAUACUGUAAUUAUACUAGCCUGGUCUUCACAAUCUCAACAUCUUAUAUUAAGGUGUGGGAUAUCCGUGAUUCUGCCAAGUGUAUUCGGACACUAACGUCUUCAGGCCAGGUGAUGCCAGGUGAUGCUUGCUCUGGAAGUACCAAUAGAACAGUAACAAUUCCAGCUGGAGAGAACCAGAUAAAUCAAAUAGCCCUAAAUCCAACAGGCACUUUCCUCUAUGCAGCUGCUGGAAAUGCAGUGAGAAUGUGGGAUCUAAAGAGGUUUCAGUCUACAGGAAAACUAACUGGUCACCUGGGCCCUGUUAUGUGCCUUACAGUAGACCGCAUUUCCAAUGGACAAGAUCUCAUCAUUACUGGCUCAAAGGACCACUAUAUAAAGAUGUUCGAUGUAACUGAAGGAGCUCUUGGAACUGUAAGCCCUACACACAACUUUGAACCUCCUCAUUACGAUGGCAUUGAAGCACUUACUAUUAUGGGAGACAGUCUUUUUAGUGGAUCCAGAGAUAAUGGAAUAAAAAAGUGGGAUUUGGCUCAGAAGGACCUCAUUCAGCAAGUUCCCAAUGCUCACAAGGAUUGGGUGUGUGCUCUUGGACUAGUUCCUGGUUCCCCUGCCCUCCUCAGUGGCUGCCGUGGAGGCAUUCUGAAACUCUGGAAUGUAGAUACAUUUGCACCAAUAAGCGAGCUGAAAGGGCACGAUAGUCCCAUCAAUGCCAUCUGCACCAAUUCCAGCCAGAUUUUUACAGCAUCAGAUGAUCGAACUGUGAGAAUCUGGAAAGUUCCCAGUAGCCUAGAUGGACAGAUCUCAGAUCCAGGAGAUGCAAGUGAAGAUGUUGCCAGUAAUUAGAUGGGAAUUGCCGUGCUAAACAUCUCAAGCUAUAGCGAUAGACUGUGCUCUUCCUGCAAGUUUCUUUGCAUCCAGUAGGCAAACACUAGCUGCUGGGGGUAAACCCUGGAAAAUGCCGCUCAGCUCUAGAGUUGUGUGUUGUAUUCAGCUAAAACUGCUGCCCUUCAGAACUGUCCUGCGUACUGUAUUUAAAACACUUGUCUGUUGGUGAUUAUAAGCUUGUCUCACAUGUAAUGGCUGGGUUUCUGUGCAUAUAUAAGCCUUGUAAGUUAAACAACUGGAAGUCUGUGUUGGCUUGAAUGGCAGUCUCAAAAGCUGUAACCUAGAUUAUGAAAGUGCCCUAUGUACCUCACUCUCUGACCCUUCUGUUCGACUGAACUUCACUUCAUGGUUGUAUGGAAUGUGUUGGAGCAUCUAUAUUUUCAUUUCCCAAGCCUUUAGUAGAAGAGAAUUGGGGGUCCUAAUGAGUUUACUUUUAUUUUGCUGCUGUUCAAAACAUUAAGACUGGAAGAGGGGACAGAAGGAAGAAAUCUAGUCUGAGACAGAUUACUGACCUGACUAUAUCAUGCUAACAGUGAAUGCCAUAUGACCUGCAUUAAUUGUUAGCAUUCAUUCUUGUUGACCAAAGUUAUGCAGCUAUGUAUACUCUCUGCUCAGGACUAGAACUAAAAUACUGUUGAAUUGUUAACAUUUUAUUAGUGCUUUGCCUACCACAGUAUUCUUAACAUUGAAAGAAAUGUAUCUUAAUCUGUUGUUUUUAUGGACCUGUUCUAUCAUCUCACAUGUUUGUUUGUCUGUUUGUUUGUUUGUUUUAAGUAAAAGUCCUUCCUUUUAAUCGCAUUUGAUAUGCUGCUAAAUGUAUUUUAAAUAUGUUGUUUGUUAACCUUGGCAGUUACCUUAAAAAAAACUGUACCACCUGUGUCAACAGAGGCUGUGUAAAUACAUGGGUUGUAAAGAGAGAUUAUCUUAACCAUGUGCCUGUGUGAAUUUUUUUAAAAUGCUGUAAAGUGUGGAUAUUGAGCGAGAGGGAUGUAUAAUUAUUCAGCUUGUCAGAACAUUAAUUUGUAAAUUCAGCAAGUUUUAAAAGUUUGUAAUAGAUUCAGGAACAGCAUUUAUUUGUUUUGUUGGGUUUUGCUAGCAGAGGAGAUGGGCCUGUAAAUGUACAGCUUGUGGUAGUUGAUGCUUAAAUUAAAAAAAUGUGAAUUGA